Mollisia scopiformis is the source of this 879-nucleotide messenger RNA. RefSeq lists its product as uncharacterized. NCBI's taxonomy places the organism in Eukaryota, Fungi, Ascomycota, Leotiomycetes, Helotiales, Mollisiaceae. The transcript is spliced from 2 exons. The coding region runs from base 1 to 759 and encodes 252 amino acids. The record is from RefSeq and is a predicted model, not a curated record.
AUGGACGAACAAGAGGAUGACAGACUCAGACAAUUGACAACGCUCACUCCUCGUCGGUUUCAUAUAUCAGCAAAUCCGCCUUUUGGAAUAGGCUUUCUGAUUUUUGGUCAUGAGAACGAGGACUAUCACGAGGAUAAUCUUGAGGAAUUCUUCAAUAUGAGUGAUCAGAUUCGAAAUUGCAAGCCAGGGAUUUGGACGUCUAUGACGAGAGAGCUUUCAGAUGCAGAGCCUGACCAACCAGACCGGGAGUGUAUCCUCCGCUGGGUGUGCGAAGGAUCAAUUGAUCUUGCACAAUCUGUUGAUGACUGGAAAGCGUACGAAGAAGCAACUCGCCAAGGUGAUGCUGCUGUAACAAUCUCCAAGAUUGUACCUCCAGGCACGAAAUGGCGACGCCACGGAAGUUACUUUGAUGAUGGAGGUAUUUGCACCAUCGUUUCCACCGAAUACCUGACGCAUAAAGCGGCCAGAGCUAUCAUGUUCGGUGAUGGUGACAGUGACGAGGAGCUGGACUUUGGGUACUAUUUGGAGACCUUGUCCUUGAAUGGCGCUGAUAUUGGAGUUGGGGAUCAAGAAGGGCUCACAAUCGGAGGGAUGAAUUUCUUUCAGGACGAAGUUGGAAGUCCGCCUAGAAUUGCUGUGGCCGAGGAGAAUGGACAAGUCAUCGCUGUGCGAUUCUUCUUGGGUGGUGAAGAUUGGUCUUCUGAAGGCACAGAAGAAGGAUUGGAAUCCAUUGAGGGCGAUGAGGAAGGCAUGGAAUAAGCAGCGUGCAGAUGAAGUAGACAGCGAGCAAUGCUUGAAACGCGUGCUUGAAAUAGUGACAAAACAGUCUGGUGACCCUAGGUCGUCAAAGAAGUUUUUCCGGUGCUUGAUAUUCAACAU